UCACCGAUCUCUCUUAGGUUUCUCAUAAUAAAUAAACCUUCCUCUUCUAUCCUUCGUUGUCUCUUAAAUUGCAACUAGGUACCACACUCACUAGUCUCUCCAAAAACCCUAAAAAUCUGUGUUUUUCUCCCAUAAACCCCAUACGAAACAAAUCAAUGGCAGAAACCGAAAUCCCAAACGAACCCGCAUUACCCACAAAACGCAAACUCGAUGAGGACCCAUUUCCUGAAAACAAGCAAGAAAAUCACACCAACAAAUCGCAAAAGCUUGAGUCUCUUACCAACAACUCACCAAACACCCAAGAGAAAACCACUGAUAGAACGCAAACUCUAGAAGCUUCUUUCAAUAACCAAAAUGACACCGUACAGAAAGUGGUAGAAGAAGAAGAAGAUGGUGAUGAUGAAGAUGGUGAUUAUGAAGACGAAGAGAACGGAGAGGAAGUGUUGGUGGAUAGGAAAGGGAAAGGGAUAUUGAUUGAAGAAGUUGAAGAUGACGACUCGAGUGAUGAUGACGGUGAUGAAUCAAGUGAAUUGGACGGUGGCGAUGAUAGUGAGGAGGCGGAGGAGGAUGAUCCAUUGGCUGAAGUUGAUUUGGAUAAUAUUUUACCGUCGAGGACUCGAAGAAAAGCGGUGCAUCCUGGAGUUUAUAUUGCUAAUGACAAUCACGUGAAUGAUGGUGAUGAUGAUGACAGUGACGCGUGAUUUUAAAGCAAGACAAGUUGGUGAUGUUAUCAUAGAGGAUGUUUGCCUUCAAAACUUAGUGGUAAUGCUGAAGAGUUAAAGAGGAAGAGAUGCUAGGGGAAUUGUGUUAGUAUGUUCUUUUUGGAUGAACAAUCUAGAGGAAUACAACAAGCUAGUUUUUAAGUUGCAACGAUGGUGAUGCUCAGUAGGAUCCUUUCCUUCUAAAGUUGGUAGGAAAAAAGAUACUUUGGUGAUUGAGAUGUGUUGGAGAAAAACAUUCACCUAGGUUAGUAACGACAUGAUAGUGUAAUAGUUUUCCUUAACCAGACCACAAUUGGCACAUAUGAUUAAUGUUCCUCACUGAGUCUAAUUGACAUCUUGGGAAUAACAGAAAAUCCAUGAAUCCAUGAUUUAGGAAAAUGAUUAAUGAAUUUUAAUUGCUGUCUAAUAGAAGCUUUCUUCUCUUAGAAAGUAUGCCACUAAAUGCUGUCCAUUAUCGACAAAUGUCGUGACUUUCGCUAGUUCAUCUGGGUAUAGCAACUACAUUGAAUAACUCAUCUGAGUUUCAUAUACUGUUCUUCCCUGAACUGUGUUGGGGAGAGUACAGAAUGUGAUUUCAUUUUAUUUGCAAAUUAUUGGUAGCAAGUUCGAAACCCUGCAUUAGGACUUGGAAAUGAGUGGGAAAAUAUGCGAAUGCAUGGUGAUCCUUGAAUAUGAGUAAACUAUUUAUGAGAUUAUGUAGUCCUGUAAAUUAGUGGUAAAGAGGUAUAUGUACCUUUGUGUGGUUUCUUGUGGUUUAGCGAUUCUUGACAAACUUUUGGCGGGGACUUCUAUGCAUGCCUAGCAAUGUAAUUGCUAUGUUGGUAAAUAGUUCAAAGAUAAUAGAGUACAAACCUGUCUCACAGUUACCUAAUUUGCUGAAAUCCGUAGAAUUAUGAUCUGGAUUGCAUGAUCCCAACCAUGGUAUGUUUGUGAUCUAGAUUGUGAAAAUUGGCCACCCUUUUUUUAUGUUUCACAUGGAUUUACAAGUAUUUGUGUUUAAAUAUAGCAAUAAAUAUGUAAAACCUUUAUAAGAAAGGAAAAAUUAAGUUUUGAAGUUAUUGUUAUUAAUUGGAAUCUAAAAGGUUGCAUAUUUAGGUUGGACUUUUCAAUUUGUUACCUUUUAAAAAAAUAAUAAAGAAGGAAAAAAGACAAUUAUCUUCAGCUGCAUGCAUGGCAAAGAUCGAGAGGUUUUUUGGGGAAGAGGUAACUUGUACGCAAUUUUCAAGGCCCUGGGAUGGAAAAUAUCUUGUUUGGAAGCUUUAGUUUACAUGCUCCCAUACAAUACUUUUAUCUUUUGAGAAUUAGAAAGCAGCACAUGUCAUGAUUAUCUUAAUAAACUGAUCUAAUGGCUAAUAACUAAAACAAUCUAAUAGUUUUUUUAAUAGGAAAUAUUACUUCUAUCUCAAUUAAAUGACAUAUGCAUACCCGUACCAUGUACCAUAAUGUAUCGUGUUCCAGCUAACAUUGACCUGUCCAAAAGUACUGAGGGUAUGGAUUGCAGUUACAUAACCUUAAAAAAAAAGGUGUAUUGAAGUUUGCUUUGAUAUGGAAAGUCUACUUUCUGGAAUUGAAGUUGGUUUGGUUUAUUAGUAAGCCACUAUAGAUUGGCAAUAUUAUGGUGCAUGUCUAUAUAGUUGUGGCUUGAUUAAACACACAAAAGGAAUCUAGGUGUAUUCUAGUCUUCUUUUUGUAUAACUCACAUUGAUUUUUAUCAUAGGGAUCCAAUUUUUGAAAAACUAGAGGUCUGUUCACUAACAAGAAACUAUUUUCUUUUUUCAUUUCUAGUUUUCUUUUCCAAUGAAAAAUUGGAAAACGUGUACAACUAUUUUUUAUAAAAAAAAAAUCAAAAUCAUAAUUUAUAAUAGUCAUUUUAAUAUUUUGUAUUUGUGAUAAUUUAAUUGUAAAAUGUUAAUUUUAUUGUAUUCAAAUUAAAAUUAUAUAUGAAAAAGCUAUAUUGUUAACUAUAAAAAACUUUAUAUUAGAUUUAUAAUAAAAAAAAUAAAUUUAUGACACCAGCUAUAUAUAUAUAUAUAUAUAUAUAUAUAACAUUCCUAAAAAGUAUUUAUAUAUAGAAGAAAAAAAAUUGUAAUGGUCAUGUCUUUUCUUCAUUUAAAAAUCAGUGGAAAUCUUGUAAAGAAAAACUGUGAAGUACCUCUAAAAUGUGUUCCCCAAACUCAGUACAUAUUUGGAAAACUAGAGAACUAGUUUUCUAUUUUUAUGAAUGGAGAAAUGUUGCAUUUGAACAGAAGUUCCAGUUUUUAUUUUUCUAACUUCAGCUAUCCAAAAGAUUAGAAUAUUACUCUAUUUCUCAACAGCCUCUAACUUGUCAUUGUAUUCGGUUCCUGAAGAUGUGGUCCUACAAGUGCGUGGUGAUUCUGCCCCACACAUCUUAUGGUUGAUUAGCACCAGUAGCAAUCUUUAAAGUCAAUCAUGAAUUAGCUUAUCAUGAAUUAGCUUGUGGUUUUGGUGAGACCUUAUAAACUUUUAUUUUUAUUCUAAAAAGGCAGUGUAGUUUACCUUUGAUGAAAAAUCAUCUUUUAUUUGAGCUUGAAUUCGCAGAAUAUGCCUCACAUGAUUGGCAUGUUGAAGGGUUGUUAAAUCUUUAUUUGGUUGGUUUAUGGUGUAUUUACAGAGCCAGUUGAUGUUUAUAUCAACUUCCUGAAAUAGAAAUUCAACGAUCUUGGUUUGUGUUUGAUUUAGAGUUGUAAUAUUAUAGUCAGUCUUAUGGCAAAAUAUCCACCACCACUUCCCUGCUCCAACACACAACUAAACUGUUUAGCUCCUUUCUGUGCUAAUUUCUGGCCUCUGGAUUUCCUGGAGAAAAACUUUGGUAUUUGUCUUUUUCAUUUGCUUUCUCUUUCUUGUAUUCUUUCCUGUUUAUAUCCAUAUCAUAUUUCCUCACUUUGACCGGCCACUCUAAAUCAUUGGCCAUAGCAAGUAUUUCUAGGACUCCAUAAGAGGGAAAUGACCCACUGUUUUCUGCCUUUUGAUGAAUUGUUCUUUAAGCUCUAAUCUACUUAAGAGACGAAGUGACCAGUACACUGGGGGUGUUCCAUA
Populus trichocarpa (black cottonwood) is the source of this 3779-nucleotide messenger RNA. RefSeq names its product nuclear polyadenylated RNA-binding protein 3. Lineage: Eukaryota; Viridiplantae; Streptophyta; Magnoliopsida; Malpighiales; Salicaceae. The coding region runs from base 156 to 701 and encodes 181 amino acids. The record is from RefSeq and is a predicted model, not a curated record. The transcript is spliced from 2 exons.